Messenger RNA from Racocetra persica, 300 nucleotides. NCBI's taxonomy places the organism in Eukaryota, Fungi, Glomeromycota, Glomeromycetes, Diversisporales, Gigasporaceae. The record is from the annotation of a GenBank genome assembly.
GAAACUUUAAUGUUAGAGAGUCUCUCAUUAAUUGGAAAUUGAGAAAUAAUCCACCUUGUGAUGACCUUGCAUAUUACGAUAUAUUAGACCUCACUCCAGGCAGCAAUAGUGAUUUCGUCAAAAAUUACAUGCCAAUGGAAGUAUACAAAAAGCUUAUGUGUGAACAAAAACCUCAACAGAAAGAAUAUAAUGAAAUAAAGCAUCAUAUUAAUAAUAUGAUAAAGGUUUCUGAUCUCAAAAAAUCAGUCAUUGAUCAUUAUUUACCAACUUGUGGUGAUGAAGAGAAGGAAUUUUUAUGGA